AAUGAACGCCCCAAGCAAGGCUUGGAUAUUAUCCAAUCAAGGUUGAAAGGGAUAAAAUCGUUGAAUCUCGAAGUUGCAGAAUAUUUUAAAGAACGCGCCGUAUUGGAAGAUAAUUAUGUAAAAGGUCUUCAACGGUUGGCGAAUAAGCCAUUUAUAUCGGAUAAAUCGAAUUUGGGUGUUUGGGAUAUACUUUUUAAUGAGACUAACGAACUAAUUGAAAUCCAUUCGGCCUUUAUCAAAAGAGUGCACGAGGAAGUCGAAGCUCAACUACGCGAAAAAGUAACGUCCGAUUCAGAAUGGGCGCAGUUGAAACAGCAUGAAACCAAUUUAAGUAAAUUAGCACGGGAACACGAGGAAAAGCACGCUAAAGUUAACAAGAAAAGAAGCAAAACUGAAAAACUUGUCGGAAAAAAGGCCGAAUCCUUUGAAAGUAAAUUGAUGGAAGUACAAAGAGCGUUUGAACAAACGCAUAACGAAUGGACCGAUUCAUGGUCGCAAUUUCUUGAGAGAAUACAAGCAGUUGACAUGUCAAGGUUAUUGAAGUUAAAAGAAAUAUUAGUCGGUUUUGAAACAAUACAAGCUGAAUCCUAUCAAAAUAGAACUCUAAAUUCCAUAAUGGACUUUGACGCACAGAAUGAAAUUGAAUUUUUUUGUGCUAAGAAAUCGGGAGUCGAAGAAUCCAUGGUAUCGCAAAUGGUAGCUCAUAAUGGUGCGGGGAACGAGAGUGAUGGGUUCAAAAGUUCAAGUAGUGUUUCCAAUUUUCAGAACGGUCAGGCACCAUCUUCUACGUCAAAAGUUUCUGUAAAUGAAGGAUCUUCGAUUUCUACUUCAGAAUCAAAUCAAGUAAAUGGUUCCCUUUCAGACGUCGGUGUUAGAAAUAGUACUUAUAGUACACUUGCCGAUCCUUCCAUGGGUUCGCCUUCAAAUACGGCUCAAUCACCAACAUCUUUUGAAUUUCCAGAAUCUGUCAAUUAUCAAAUCACAGCACCUGGUUCUGAAGUAUACCCACAUGGAUUGCAUGCAAUUAUAUCGGAGACCAUUAAUGUAAUGUCCAAGAGAGGAGAUAUUGUGAAGAUUUUUGUAACGGGGGAAAUAAGUAUUUCGUACAAUUUUCCGACCAUAGAGGAUCACUCAACGCCAAUUAGGAUUCGGAUAAAAAAUUUCGAAGCAUUGGAAAAAUUUGUACUUAACACAUCAUAUAUGCGUGAUGUCCCGGAAAGUCCCGGACUCUAUGAUAUUGAUACCAGUUCGUUCUCUCUUUUGGGUGGUGCUCCGGUAGCGGUGAUGAAAUAUCAACUUAAAAUUGAUCACACAAACAGGAAUCUAUUUGUACCGCUACAGGUCAUUCCACAAUGGAAAUGCGACCCGAACCUUACGCUAGUAAUGAUAAACUAUCAAGCCAAUCCUGAAUGCCUACUCUCUGGAAAGUUGACCGAUCUUUCAUUUAUAAUACCCGUCGAUGGAAAAGUUGAAACCGCACAAUCAAAUCCGACCGGUGUAUGGAGCACAGAAAAGCAGAUGAUGUAUUGGAAAGCUGAUGAUAUAGAUUUGGCAGUCCCUCCUGAACGAAAAAGAAUUUUAGCUCGUUUCGAGACUCUAGAAUUAUCUAAGCAUGCACCAGCAACCAUCAAAUUUGUAUGCAAGGGACAAUUACUUAGUAAAAUUUCCCUAGAAAUACAAAAGGUUAUUCCGAAUGGAAAUGGUGUCCAUGAACAUGACGGUCACCUCGAAAUCGACGAUAUUUUUAAAUUUAAAGAG
Messenger RNA from Acaulospora colombiana, 1758 nucleotides. The record is from the annotation of a GenBank genome assembly. NCBI's taxonomy places the organism in Eukaryota, Fungi, Glomeromycota, Glomeromycetes, Diversisporales, Acaulosporaceae.